UUUAUGUUGGUGUUUCUUGCAGAGAGGAAGCCAUGAUGGAGUACCUGAAGCUGGCUCAAGACACUGAGAUGUAUGGUGUCAACUACUUUGAUAUUGAGAACAAGAAGGGCACAAAACUUACCUUGGGUAUUGAUGCACUUGGAAUUAACGUCUAUGACAGAGAGGACAAAUUAACUCCCAAGAUUGGCUUCCCUUGGUCUGAGAUUCGCAACAUCACAUUCAACAACAGAAAAUUCCUCAUCAAACCUAUUGAAAAGAAGUCCCCAGACUUCGUUUUCUUGGCAUCCCACGUAAAAGUAAACAAACUCAUUCUGAACUUGUGUAUGGGUAACCACGACCUUUACAUUCGUCGUCGCAAACCUGACUCUAUUGAUGUGCAGCAGAUGAAAAUUCAAGCCCGAGAAGAAAAAAAUGCCAAGAAAAAUGCCACGCAAAAGCUUGCUCGUGAGAUGUCUUUACGAGAAGAAGCAGAAAAAAAGCAGAAAGAAUAUUUAGAACACCUUGAGGAAAUGAAAAAAGAAAUGGAGAAACGCCAGUCACAACUUCAUGAAGCUCAGUACACAAUACAGCGCUUAGAAGAACAACUUAAAGAACUGAAAGCUGCCAAGGUUGAGUUAGAACAAAAUCAGCAAGAAUUACAUACAAUGAUGGUGCGCUUGGAGGAGGCUAAAGAGAUGGAAGCUGGAGCAAAGGCAAGACUAGAAGAAGAAAUACGUUCCAAGCAAGAGGAGGUUCUGCGUAUUCAAGAGGAAGUCAAUAUUAAAGAUGAAGAAACUAGGAAGCUCCAGGCAGAAGUGGAGGAAGCACGGCGUAAGGAAGAAGAAGCAACACUGGCUCUUCUUACUGCUUCAACUGUACGCAGGCUUUCGAAACAGUCGUCAUCAUCAUCAUCAUCAUCAUCAUCAUCUGAGAGUGAACACGAAGCAAGGAGGAAGGAUUUUCCAAGAAUGGAAACCGCUGUGCAGCAGAGUUCGUACAAUGGAGGGAUAGGAACCAUAUAUGAUUAUGAAGGGAAAGAUAAAAGUCUCUCCAGCACCAACACUUCCAGGAGUGCAACCCCCAGUGCUGCAUCCCAUGCCAUGGAAACAAUUAGUGUGAAUUCAGAAAUUUUGGAACCAAAACAAGACAAUUCUGCCUUUCGGAGGAUGAAAUUACUUGAGGCAAUGAAGAUGUCUUUAGCAAUGGACCGAAUGCCACGAGAAAUGACCAACUUGGACAGGAUUUACAACAGAAACAUUAAUGAAGGCAACACUAAGUACAAGACACUGCGAGAGGUGCGCAAAGGAAACACAAAACGAAGAGUUGAUCAGUUUGAGAACUGGUAGAGCAACUUGUUCUUAGGGGUAAACUGCUUAGGUAGUAAUAAC
Messenger RNA from Cherax quadricarinatus, 1367 nucleotides. RefSeq names its product moesin/ezrin/radixin homolog 1. Gene Ontology annotation, molecular function: cell adhesion molecule binding; actin binding. Lineage: Eukaryota; Metazoa; Arthropoda; Malacostraca; Decapoda; Parastacidae. The record is from RefSeq and is a predicted model, not a curated record. Gene Ontology annotation, cellular component: plasma membrane; cytoskeleton; adherens junction. Gene Ontology annotation, biological process: regulation of organelle assembly; positive regulation of protein localization to early endosome; positive regulation of early endosome to late endosome transport.